AUGGUCAACAUGACCCUUGAUGACAUGGAAACCGUCUGUCGCCCCAAAGUGCAAGGCACGCUAAACCUAGACAAGAUAUUCUCUAACGUUGAUCUUGAGUUCUACGUCGCAUUUUCGUCCAUCGUCGCCGUCACCGGAAACCCUGGGCAAUCGAAUUACGCGGCUGCCAACAUGUUCAUGACAAGUCUCGUUGAACAGCGGAGACAACGCGGUUUUUCCGCUUCGGUCAUACACAUUGCGCCCAUUUUGGGCGUUGGCUAUGUUACGGAGAAGAGCGAUAGGAACAAGACGAACUUUCCGCGCACCACUGGCUAUUCACUCACAUCGGAACAAGACUUUCAUAAGCUAUUUGCUGAGGCUGUUCUUGCUGGACGCACGCAUUCAGAGCCCGAAGGAUAUUCUGAGAUUGCACUAGGACUUCACAAAGUCGGUUCGCAUCCCGAAAAACCACCGUACUGGUUCGACAAUCCAACUGCGACGCAUUUCAUUCGUAACGACGAAACCGCCGAUGUCUCCAAGGCUUCCGUAGCAAAGGCAUCUGUCAAAUCUCUGCUCCUACUUGCCAAGAGUACUGCCCAAGUAUUGCAGGUGAUGACAGAUGCUUUGAAGCCCUUCGUUUGUUCGCUUUUCCAGGUUCAAGGAGGCACUGAUCUGAGCGACUCCGAGUUUUUAGACCUUACCCUGGACGACAUUGGUCUCGAUUCUCUCCUCGCUGUUGAGAUCCGGACGUGGUUCCUGAAGACAGUUAACGUAAAUCUGCCGGUGAUGAAGAUUCUUAGCGGUUUGUCUGUUCGCCAGCUUGUAGCCAUCGCCACGGAGAAUCUAUCCACUGAGCUUAUACCCAACGGUGUAUCUGGAGCUGGCGGAGACUUGGCCCAGCGCGAGAAUCCGUCAUCUCAGCAGGCGGUAUUACCGAAAGAAACCAAGAAGAGCGAAGAAUCUGUCGUUGUCACUUCCUCGUCUUCUUCAUCUUCCGAUACGGGCGGCACUUACGGUUCGGAUUCAACAGUCACCACAGAGAUGGACGUAUCCUCCUCGCCGGCGUCCAAGAGCCUCCCAAUCACCCCGCUAGAAGAGCAACCAAGUCCAGUUAUCGUCACUCGCAGCCGUGGAGAAAGUACCAUUGAACGGUUUAUAGAACUAUCAUUCAGCCAGACCAUGUUCUGGUUCGUGUUGAAGUUUCUAGACAACAUGGCUGGGCUUAAUCAUACCGGGGUAUUUAAGAUCACAGGUCGUCUUCGCAUUCGGGAUCUGCAAAGGGCCAUAGUAGACCUCGCCAAGCGUCACGAGGUACUGCGUACCUGUUUCAGAGUCGUCGACGACCGGCCGCAACAAGGCAUCAUGGAGACUGGCUCGUUGUGCUUAGAGCGCAGACAAAUCACCAGUGAGGAGGAAGUCACAACUGCUACUCGAGAGCUACAAGAGUACACUUAUGAUCUGGAGUCAGGAGAAUGUUUGCGGGUACUGCUCCUGGAGUUAUCAUCAAACGUCCAUUUUCUCUUAUAUGGCACGCACUCUCUGGUCAUGGACGGAAUUUCGGGUACCAUCCUCACACGAGACUUAUUGCGACUGUACGAGGAGGAGCCUGCAAUCAACAACUGCGCUCCCGUCUUCCAAUACUCUACCUUUGUUCGGACCCAACUCGAGGCCUUCAAAGCUGGAGAGCUUGAAGAUAGUUUGCAGUUUUGGAGGAAGGAGCUCACGCCCUGUCCACAGCCGCUUCCAGUGCUGCGUAUCUCUCCAGUCAUGACUCGUCCAGUACAAGCGAGCUAUCAGAACUGUAGGGACGACCUUACAAUUGAUGCAGCGAUGAAAUCGCGUAUAUGGGAUCUCUGUCGGCUCUGCAAAGUUCGCCCCUUCCACUUCUUCCUCACCGUCUUCCGUGCACUCCUAUCACGAUUUGCCGAAGUAGAGGAAGUUUGCAUUGGCAUAGCGGAUGCCAAUAGAUCUCAUGAAGGCGCUAUGGACGGCCUAGGGCCGUAUAUCAAUCUCUUGCCUUUGCGCUUCUCGAACAGCGCAUUGCAGAAAUUUGAAGCCGAGCUCCAGAAGACCAAGGCCAAGUCUACUUCAGCACUAGCACACUCAGACGUUCCUUUCCAGCUCUUAUUGAACGAGUAA
Didymosphaeria variabile is the source of this 2118-nucleotide messenger RNA. RefSeq lists its product as uncharacterized. Bases 1 to 2118 code for a protein of 705 amino acids. The transcript has 2 exons. The record is from RefSeq and is a predicted model, not a curated record. Gene Ontology annotation, biological process: secondary metabolite biosynthetic process; fatty acid biosynthetic process. Lineage: Eukaryota; Fungi; Ascomycota; Dothideomycetes; Pleosporales; Didymosphaeriaceae. Gene Ontology annotation, molecular function: fatty acid synthase activity; phosphopantetheine binding.